CCAGGGGUUUCCUCGUUAGCUACUGUUCAUUUCCUUUAUAUAGCCCUGUCCUGGGGCUUCGAUUUAUCUGAAAGUCCACCAGACUGGACAGAUCUCAGAGGAGCCCAUCCAGCUGAACAAAACACUGCAGAACUGCUGCCUAAUUCACAGCAACCAUGAGUAAGAAUGCUGAUGAGGAUCAGAUCAAGGAUAGGCUGGAACAGCUGAGAUGUCACUUUACAUGGGAGUUGGUCAUUAUAGACACAGAAAUACCGGAUUUAGAAACCAGAGUCUUGGAGGAGAUUAAGUUCCUAGACACCAAAUACAAGGUGGGAAUAUAUAACCUACUGGCCUACGUGAAACACCUGGGAGGCCAGAAUGAGGAAGCCCUGAAGAGCCUGAAAGAAGCUGAGGACUCAACCCAGCAAGAAGAUGGCGGCCAAUCAGACGUGAGAAGCCUGGUUACCUGGGGCAACUAUGCCUGGCUGUAUUACCGAAUGGGCCAACAGGCAGAAGCCCAGAUUUACCUGGACAAGGUGAAGAACACUUGCAGGAAGCUUGCAAAUCCCUCCAGCUACAGAAUGGAGUGUCCUCAGAUGGACUGUGAGGAAGGAUGGGCCUUGCUGAAAUGUGGAGGAAAGAAUUAUGAACGAGCCAAAGUCUGCUUUGAAAAGGCUCUGGCAGUGGAGCCUGAAAACCCCGAAUUCAGCACUGGGUAUGCCAUCACUGUCUAUCGCCUGGACGGCUUUAACAGACCACAACAUUUCAGUGAAUUCUGUCUGAACGCCCUAAAACAAGCUGUCAGGCUAAAUCCAAAAGAUGCAUAUAUUAAGGCUCUCCUUGCCCUGAAGCUUCAAGAUGCGGGACAAGAAGCUGCAGGAGAAGAGUACAUUAAAGAAGCACUGACCAGCACCUCCUCAGAGAUCUAUGUCUUUCGACAUGCCGCCAAGUUUUACCGAAGGAAAGGCUCUCUGGAUGAUGCUCUUAAGUUCUCAGAAUUGGCCUUAAGUGGAACACCCUCCUCUGCCUUCCUGCAUCACCAGAUAGGGCUUUGCUACAAGUCAAAAAUGAUCCAAAUAAAGAAAGCUGCAAAAAACUGGCAGCCUAAAGGACAGGAUAAGGAAAACUUCAACAGACAAAUAAACUUAGCCAAACAUCAUUUUGAACUUGCUGUGAAACAAAAGCCCACAUUUGAGAUUGCUUAUAUAAACCUGGCAGAAACGUAUGCAGAAGCAGGUGAGUACAGAAAAGCUGAAGAUGCUUUUCAAAAAGUGUUAUCCUUGAAAACACUCGACGAAGACAUGCUGCAACAAGUACAUUCCCACUACGGCCGAUUUCUGGAAUUUCAUAAAAAAUCUGAAGUUGAUGCAAUCAGCCAUUAUUUAAAAGCAGUGAAAAUAGAAAAGGCAUCAUUUGAAAGGAACAAAAGCAUCACUGCUUUGGGGAAACUGGCUUCAAAGAAACUUCGAAGAAACGCAUCAGAUAUAGAAAGCUUGAGCAUCCUUGGGCUCACCCACAAAUUGAAAGGAGAAAUGAAUGAAGCUCUGGAGUAUUAUGAGCAGGCCCUGAGGCUGGCUCUUGACUCAGAGAACUCUGUGGGACAUGUUCUCUAGGCACUGAAAUAUGGACCACUCUCACAUUUCAUUUGAUUUUAGGUCAAUAUGUCUAGUCAUCUUCUCUGCUUGCUGCUUUCAGAAACAUAUUAUGUAAUUCAGUGUAAUGAUGUAAUUUUUGAACAAUUACUCAAAGCUGAUAAAACAUUAGUUGUAUUCAGGAAAUAGUGAAACAGAAUAUAUGUGUCUGUGUGCAAGAGAGAGAGAGGAAGAGAGAGAACUCUUUCUCUGUGACUGUUAUAUAGUAGGAGAAACAGCUUGUUGAGUAGAUUUAUAGCAAAUAAAGCACUGGACUUAACAGAAAAUAAAAUGUUUAAUUCACUCA
This is a messenger RNA of Camelus dromedarius (Arabian camel), 1917 nucleotides long. RefSeq names its product interferon-induced protein with tetratricopeptide repeats 1. Gene Ontology annotation, molecular function: protein binding; RNA binding. The coding region runs from base 156 to 1592 and encodes 478 amino acids. Lineage: Eukaryota; Metazoa; Chordata; Mammalia; Artiodactyla; Camelidae. Gene Ontology annotation, cellular component: cytosol. The transcript is spliced from 2 exons. Gene Ontology annotation, biological process: defense response to virus. The record is from RefSeq and is a predicted model, not a curated record.